This is a messenger RNA of Sycon ciliatum, 2231 nucleotides long. RefSeq lists its product as uncharacterized. Gene Ontology annotation, molecular function: zinc ion binding. The record is from RefSeq and is a predicted model, not a curated record. Bases 157 to 1914 code for a protein of 585 amino acids. NCBI's taxonomy places the organism in Eukaryota, Metazoa, Porifera, Calcarea, Leucosolenida, Sycettidae. The transcript has a single exon.
UUUGAGUGUUCUAGCAGUGAUGGCGGUUCAAGACUUGUCCGAAAUCUAUCGCGAUUUGGAUAAAGCGGGCAAGACGCGGUAUGCCGAGAAGCUGGCGUUUGUCAGGUGUUAGGAGCAGUAAGCAGUCUUCUUGUAGUUUUGAGUGUUCUAGCAGUGAUGGCGGUUCAAGAGUUGUCCGAAAUCUAUCGCGAUUUGGAUAGAGCGGGCAAGACGCGGUAUGCCGAGAAGCUGGCGUUCAUCGGCUCGGACCAGGACCCCUACGUGACGAGCAGAUCUCUCACGCCUGGUGCCACACCUGAUUUCCCCAGCGUGGAGUAUCCUGAUUUGUACCACUAUCUCGUGAACGCGCCGAGUCCCUGCACGAAAGAGGAGAUGAAGGCGUACAAAAGCUUGGAGGGGUACCAGUUUUUCGUUGCUGGUUGGGUUGGCAAUGUCGUCACCUUUCCUGCAACUGCGGAUGGCAAGAGAGCAUUUGUGAUGGCGAAGGUCCGUCACUCCCAGUCCGUGUCCUCUGCUGAGCUGCAGCCUUGGGUGGCAGCUGACAUGGAUGGGAGUGUGCUUUGUGCCCACUGUACGUGUAUGGCUGGCCUGGGUGAGGCAUGCUCCCACAUUGCCGCCUUGCUAUUUACUCUGGUGGCCAGGACGGAUUUCGUGAAAGAAAAUUCCGCCUGCACCUCCACGCAAUGUCAGUGGAUUGCCCCAUCCCUGCAGCCUGUGCAGUAUGCCAGGAUAUGCGAGAUGGAUUUCGCCGCGCCGAGCAGCAAGCGCACUAAGCCAGCAGCAGCCAGUGUGGAGGUCACCACACAACUGCCGACAUACACUGUGCCAACCACCAGUGAAGUCAACGAGUUCUUUUCUGGUCUUGCCUCCACGCAGAGCAAGCCAGGGAUACUAUCAAUUGUUCCUGGUUUCUGCGAGAGGUAUGUCCCAACCCGCCCAGCUGGGUUCCCAGCUUAUAUCACCGACCUCUAUGAUGAGGCAAUGCUAGACGCAUCACUCGAUGUGUUGCUGAACCGGUGUGAUGAUGUUUUGAAGGGCAUGGGAGUGACAGCAGCAGAAUCGGCUGCUGUUGAAAAGGCAACCCGCGAUCAGAGCAAGAGCAAGCUGUGGUUCAGGUUCCGCGCAGGGCGUGUGACAGCUUCAAAGUUCCGUGAUGCUGCUCACACACCCCCUGCGAACCCAUCAUCAUCUCUAAUUCGUGCAAUUUGCUACCCCGAUGCAUAUCAGUUUUCCUCUGCAGCGACCACUUGGGGUUUGGAGCAUGAGCAGACUGCCCGAGACUGCUACGUCAAACUGUUUGAGCCUAACCACUGCGACUUCAAAGUUACUGAUUCAGGAUUCGUCAUCUCCACCACUCAUCCGUAUCUCGGUGCCAGUCCUGAUGGAAACAUCAAUUGUACUUGCUGCGGAUAUGGCGUCCUUGAGGUGAAAUGCCCUUUCAAAGCCGUGAACAAGUCCUUCCAUGAUCUGGCAAAGGACACCAACUUCUGUUUGAAGGAGGUCGAUGGAAAAUUCCAUUUGCGCCUUGGUCACAAGUAUGCAUACCAAGUGCAAGCACAGAUGUUUGUAUGCAAGGCAGCAUAUUCGGAUUUUGUGGUGUGGAGCGUGCGGGAAUGUGUAGUCAUCCGCGUUCAUCCAGAUCCAGAUUUCCACAAGACAGUCCAAGCCAUCACGUCUUUCUACAAGGCUGGCGUGCUGCCAGAGAUUGUCGGCAAGUAUUUUACAAAAUCCUUCAAAUCUACUGCCGCCAAUUCUGAUGGAGCUGUAUGCACUUGCAACGAGGAUAAGGACGGCGACGUGGUGGAAUGCUCACAUCCAGACUGCAGAGUUAAGACGUUUCACUUGGUAUGUCUUCGCAUGAAGCAGAAACCAAAACGCAAGUGGAUAUGUGCAGCAUGCAAGAAGAAGGAAUAACUGUGUGUACGGGUGUGUGUGUGUGUGUGUGUGUGUGUGUGUGUGUGUGUGUGUGUGUGUGUGUGUGUGUGUGUGUGUGCAACGCCAUGCUAGAUUCUGUUGACUCUCGCUCUUUCUUUCCUCUCUUCUCUCUUUUAGUUGUUGUCUCCCGCUUAUGAUAGCGGCAUGGCCCGAUAGGGCAGCUGUACAUAGCAGUAGUAGUAGUGUAUGUGUGUGUGUGUGUGUGUGUGUGUGUGUGCAUACAUGCAUGUAUCCUGAUGCAAUUAUGUAACUAGGAGCUAUGCCCAACCCACCAAAACUCUCACUUCUCACACAAA